UAGUAGAUUUAGAAAAAUAUGAAGAAAACGAUUUAGGAGAUUAUGAAAAUAUCGAAAUUAAGUUUAAAAGUGGGAAAGGUCAACGGAGCAAAGCACCCGAACCUUUGAAUAAAGGUGAGUGGACUAAACCUACUAAUUACCAAGAACAACCAAAACAGCAAAUUUUAGUUUCAGGUUUAGGAGAACAUCAGCAAGAAAUAUUAUUAGAAAAAGAAGUGGAGAAUUUGGAGGAUGAUGAAGAGAAGUUGGAACAGUUGGAACAAGAAAAAGAACAACCCAUUAAAGAAAUAUUAAUUGAAAGCCACAAGGCUUCCCAAAAGAAAUAA
Molecule: messenger RNA, 326 nt
Organism: Ambispora leptoticha
Lineage: Eukaryota; Fungi; Glomeromycota; Glomeromycetes; Archaeosporales; Ambisporaceae
Source: the annotation of a GenBank genome assembly